This is a messenger RNA of Arabidopsis thaliana (thale cress), 1143 nucleotides long. RefSeq names its product Bromo-adjacent homology (BAH) domain-containing protein. The record is from RefSeq and is marked reviewed. Bases 1 to 1143 code for a protein of 380 amino acids. Gene Ontology annotation, molecular function: chromatin binding. Gene Ontology annotation, biological process: negative regulation of DNA-templated transcription. Lineage: Eukaryota; Viridiplantae; Streptophyta; Magnoliopsida; Brassicales; Brassicaceae. The transcript has 3 exons.
AUGUUGACCGAGAAAAUGAAUGAAGCGAGCCAAGAUGAAGACAAUGUUGCAUUGUCGAACACCAAAGAAACGGAGAAGAAGCAGAGGAAGCGGAAGAAGGAUUGCGAGGAAAAGAAUAAGAAGAAGCGAAAGAAGGAUUGCGAGGAAAAGCAUGAGACGAAGGAAAUGGAGUUAGCGUGGAAACCUGAGGAUUGUGCUAAGCCAUUAGGCGAAGUGAGUAAGGUUACUGGGAAGGGAAAAAAGAAAAAAAGUCAUUUCAAAACAUUCACGUUUCGAGGCAACCAAUAUGCGCUGGAGGAUUCAGUGCAAUUGGUUCCAGACGACCCAAACAGCAAGCCCUAUUGUGCCAUUAUAAAGGAUAUUUAUAUACCAAACAAAGAAAAAUACGUGAAACUUGCAGUCCAUUGGUUUUAUCGUCCAGAGGAUGUGGAUAAAAAACAUGUUGGAAAAUGGGAAUCCAAAGAUUCAAGAAACCUGUUCUACAGUUUCCAUCGUGAUGAGGUGUUUGCUGAAUCUGUGAAGCACAAGUGUGUUGUGAAUUUCGUGCCGGAAAAUAAGCAAAUCCCAAACCGUAGAGAGCAUCCUUGCUUCAUCGUGCAAAAUGUUUAUGAUUUUGUUAAGAAGAAGGUGAGGAAGUUCACUGAUAAGAACUUUGACGUGCACCAAAAGAAUGAGAUUGAUCGUCUUGUGGCAAAGACGAGUUUACGCCUUGGUGAUCUUCCUGACAUUGAGAAAGACCAAGUGACUAAGACUUCAAAGGGUAAAAGAACUGUUCAGAGAAAGAGUCCUAAAACCAGUACGGUUUAUAAGUCGAUCUUGGAGGAUUUUGAUUUGUUAACCGGUGAUUCGGAUCGUGACAAGCGAUUGGGGGAGCUCCUGGAAGCAGUUAAGCACGAGUGUCGUACAAGUAAGAAGAAAGGGGCUCGUGAUGAUGAUUCUUACUGGCCAGAUGAUGUUGUUCCGGUGGUUCGAGCUCUUGAGCAUGUCUUUUAUGAUUCUAUGGCAGAAGAUAUGUCAAAGUAUCAUCACAAGUUGGAGAUUCUGGUUGAUGAACUCAAGGUUAGUUUAAUUCCUUUCACUCAUCCAUCCUAUAUUUUUAUUUUUGUUUUGCAUGUUCUUGAUUUCUAUUUAUUUUUUUGUUAA